ACUAACCAAUGGUCAAUGUAAUUUUAUAAAAUUUCCAAUGAGUUGCAAUAUUUAAGGUACACCCUAAUACGCUGGGCACGAACAGAGGCUAACCUACCCACACAUUUGUAUGCUCAUACAUAUGCAUUCAAGAGCUCACAACAGACGUUCACAAUUCAUUUCCAGUUGAAAAGCGGAGCGGUUCAGUCGUAGAUAUUGCAAAGAUGGCUGAGUAUGGUGCGAUUAUCAAUGGGGUUCGCGAUAGUUUGACAGACGAUUGGCGGUUUAUAGAAAAUGUAUUUAAGUUGCUGCAAAAUGCAGAUACCUUCUGCGCAGACCCAAACCAGUGGGAUAGACAGAAAAUAGUGCACUUUAUGCAGCCAGACGAACUAAAGAAACUCAUAAACUUAUCAGUUAAUGAAGAGGAACAAUGUACGCGUUUGGAGAUCGAACAGCUAUGCCAACAGGUGAUACAGUAUUCUGUAAAAACUUCGCACGGUCGCUUUCACAAUCAGCUCUUCGGUCAGCUGGAUCCGUAUGGCUUAGCCGGAGCACUUUUAACCGAGGCGCUAAACACCAGCUCUUAUACCUUUGAGGUGGCGCCUGUGUUUAGCCUAAUCGAAACAGAGAUCAUAUCAACAGUGUGUCGUUUAGCCGGUUACACCCAGGGCGAUGGCAUAUUUGCACCUGGUGGAUCCGCUUCCAAUAUGUAUGGCUUAGUGCUGGCGCGCUAUAAGCGCGCUCCAAAUGUAAAGUCCACAGGGAUGUUUGGCAUGCGUCCGCUUGUGCUCUUCACCUCCGAGGACUCACACUACAGCAUGAAAAAAGCCGCACACUGGCUGGGCAUUGGUGCGGAUAAUUGCGUGGCGAUUCGCACCAAUGAUAACGGUCAAAUGUUGCUGUCAGAUUUGGAGGCGCAGAUAAAAGCAGCCCAGGAACGUGGCUGUGAGCCUUUCUUCAUCAAUGCCACAGCCGGCACAACAGUGCUGGGCGCCUUUGAUGACUUCACGGGCAUAGCUAAGCUUGCGGCACAAUAUGAUCUCUGGUUGCAUGUGGAUGCUUGCCUGGGCGGGGCUGCGCUAUUGGCGUAUAAGCAUAGCUCUCUGUUGACCGGUCUACAAAAGGCAAACUCGUUUGCCUGGAACCCACACAAGACCCUUGGUGUCCCCUUGCAGUGCUCACUGUUUCUUACACGGGAAUCGGAUUUAUUGGCACGUUGCAACAGCAUCGAGGUUAACUAUCUUUUCCAGCAGGACAAGUUCUAUGAUGUGUCCUAUGACACGGGCAAUAAAAGCGUACAGUGCGGACGUAAGAUCGAUGCCUUUAAGUUCUGGCUCAUGCUGAAGGCUCGUGGAUAUGGCACUUUUGGACAUUUGGUGGAUCACGCUAUUGAUAUGUCGCGCCUGCUGGAGCAGAAGCUGCGCGAGCGUACAGAUCGCUUUAGAUUAGUUCAGGAUACACAUGAAUACUCAAAUGUGUGCUUCUGGUAUAUACCAAAGUUCAUGCGUGUGCCAAAGAAUGAGGAAAAUGAACAAUGGUGGACACGUUUAUUUACUGUGGCACCAAAAGUGAAGCAACAGAUGGCCUAUAGCGGAACUUUAAUGGUGGGCUACACACCGCUCAGUAGUCGUGGCUUGGGUAACUUUUUCCGCAUGGUCUUGACCUGUUUUCCCGUGCUCAAAACUGAAGAGUUGGACUUUAUAUUAGACGAGAUUGAGCGUUUGGGUGAAAUGUGCGUAUAUUGACAACAUCAAGUGUGCAGCUUACUUUUAAAAUUGCAUACUGUAAAUCAUAAGAUCAAAUAUUUAUAAUAAAGAAGCUUGUUUGCUUCGCGUAAAA
Molecule: messenger RNA, 1818 nt
Organism: Drosophila busckii
Lineage: Eukaryota; Metazoa; Arthropoda; Insecta; Diptera; Drosophilidae
Product: acidic amino acid decarboxylase GADL1
Exons: 5
Coding region: 204-1724 (506 amino acids)
Biological process (GO): carboxylic acid metabolic process
Cellular component (GO): cytoplasm
Molecular function (GO): carboxy-lyase activity; pyridoxal phosphate binding
Source: RefSeq, a predicted model, not a curated record